Molecule: messenger RNA, 1413 nt
Organism: Elgaria multicarinata webbii
Lineage: Eukaryota; Metazoa; Chordata; Lepidosauria; Squamata; Anguidae
Gene: F2RL2
Product: coagulation factor II thrombin receptor like 2
Exons: 2
Coding region: 137-1279 (380 amino acids)
Biological process (GO): phospholipase C-activating G protein-coupled receptor signaling pathway; positive regulation of Rho protein signal transduction; blood coagulation
Cellular component (GO): plasma membrane
Molecular function (GO): thrombin-activated receptor activity
Source: RefSeq, a predicted model, not a curated record
ACCAGAUUAGUUCAUACCAAUUGAGUUCAGCAAGCAGAUCUGAUGCUCCAAGCUCUUCUUCACUAAAACGUGGUUAAGCAGCAUUUGGCAAGCAAAACCUCACAUUUUUAAAACCUGAAAUUUGAUCAUUGCCACAAUGAAAACUCUGCUCUUAUUGACAAGUGGGCUGUUCUUUCUGUCCUUCUGUUUAUGCCAGAAAGACAGCAAAUGUGACAACAGCAGCCUGGCCUGUCAAAACAAUACAUUGUCCCCUAAGACUUUCCGUGGCACUCCACAAGAUAAUUAUGAGGAGAUUCCUCCUUCUGCCAUAGAAGGGAGGCAAAACACCAAUUGCAACAAAGAAAAUAAGUGCUUUUUAGAGACAUCCAGUGUCUCAGAACUGAAAGUGGACAACACCACGAUCGAGUACCUUACCAGUACCCUGAGUAUGAAACUGAUACCAGCUGUAUACAUUGCCGUUGUUUUAAUAGGAGUACCAUCAAAUGCCAUCAUUCUAUGGAUGCUGUUUUUCAGAAUCAGAUCAGUCCGCACUGCCAUAUUCUACACAAACUUGGCCAUCUCAGAUUUUCUCUUCUGUUUUAUGCUGCUAUUCAAAAUUAUAUACCACCUCAAUGACAACAACUGGAUAUUUGGAGAAGCAAUGUGCCGCAUCACAACUGCCAUCUUCUUUGGUAACAUGUAUUGUUCCACACUACUCCUCACCUGCAUCAGCAUCAGCCGUUAUGUAGCCAUUGUUCAUCCAUUUACUUACAGGAAUCUGCCUAAGCGACCCUUAGCAACAUUAGCCUGUGGGAUAGUAUGGAUAAUUGUCUUCUUAUACAUGUUGCCCCUGGUUAUAAUGAAGCAAAGCUACAAGAUAAAGCAACUAGGUAUCUAUACCUGCCACGAUGUACACAAUAGCUGUGAAACACUGUCACCCUUCCAACACUAUUAUUUCAUCUCUCUGGCAGUAUUUGGAUUCGUGAUUCCUCUUUGUAUUGUUAUUUUUUGUUAUGUUUCAAUUAUUCGAACACUCAAAGCUUACAAACAGAAGUGGCUAUGGUACAUCAAAGUCUGUCUCCUGAUUCUUAGCAUUUUUGCUGUUUGUUAUACACCCAGCAAUGUCAUAUUGAUUGCUCAUCAUGUGAAUUCCUAUUAUUAUUCAAAAGAUAGUCUAUAUAUUUUUUACCCUAUUGCUUUAUGUCUAAGUAGUCUAAACAGUUGUCUUGAUCCAUUCCUUUACUUCCUGAUGUCCAAAUCAAAGAUAAUACCUGUGUUUAACUUACCACAGUUAAAAUAGCCCAGGAGGAGUGAAAUGACACACUUCUCUUUUGCCAUAUUUGACAACAGUUGUAUAUACAUAGUUGUACAUAAUCUUAAUAAAAUGCACUAUUUAUGCUUUCUAUUCUUAUAAUGGCAAGACUCAAAUAAUAU